This is a messenger RNA of Strongylus vulgaris, 594 nucleotides long. The record is from the annotation of a GenBank genome assembly. NCBI's taxonomy places the organism in Eukaryota, Metazoa, Nematoda, Chromadorea, Rhabditida, Strongylidae.
AUGGAAAUGCAAGAAAAGUUGAAAGAAGCUAAAAAAGUCUAUGAGCAGCUAAAGGCUGAAGAAGCUGAAAGACGCAAAAGAACAGGUCCAAGUGAGUACGAUGUAUUUGAUGCUUCGUUUAUGUCCCAGGAUAUAUCUUUGAGGAAGAUCCCUGAUAAUGUGUCACAGAUGGAGAUACCUAAGAAACUUUUGCCAACAGUUCAAGAGGCAGCAGAGGAUGAGUCGUGCGCCGAGUCGGCGACCAGUGAAUCUCGCAGCGGAACGGUUGAGCCUCCUCGUUCUAGUAGUCAAGAUAUCAUCGCGGCACGUACGGAAGCUAUCAAGAACUAUGUGGAACAACAGUCAGAGUCGGUAGCUAGCGGCUUGGCAGCGAACAUCGGAAGCAGCGAAUCGAGCGAAGUGAGCGGUGGAGAGCAUCUGUCAGCUUGUAAUAUGGAACCAAUUCUUCCUGGAAUGGAUAUUGAGGUUGAAAGCGUGGACAAUGAAGAACGUGAAAUGCAUGUGAGUACUGUGAAUAUGGAAGAAACAGUCGAUGAAGAUGAGGGAAUGGUACAAAAACAGGUGAACGUGCGUAUGUCAGGCUUAUCUUACAGA